UGGUUGCAUUGCAAAUAGUCUUUAGUGCGAGGACUGGUUUAUAAACAAAAUAAGAGGACCGGGAGCUGUUGUUUGACUGUGAGGUAACCAUGGCAAGUGACUCUCCACGACGUCCAAGUAGAAGUACUGGGGUAAUAGUAGUCCGGCCACAAGCUGUAACGGAGCAGUCUUACAUGGAGAGUGUUGUCACAUUUCUUCAAGAUGUUGUUCCGCAGGCUUAUACUGGUGCCCCACCAACAGAGGAGAAGGAAAAGAUUGUCUGGGUCAGAUUUGAAAAAGCCGACCUGAAUGAUGUGUCGAGGAAUCCAGAGUUUCUUGAAAUGCAGAGUACUGGAAAUGAUCCCCCUCUACUGUUGAUGAUUGGCUAUACUGACGGGAUGCAGAUUUGGAGCAUACCUAUAAGUGGUGAGGCCCAGGAGCUGUUUUCUGUCCGCCAUGGCCCAGUUAGAACAGCAAGGCUGUUGCCAUCUCCUCAGAUAAGUCCCUCAAAAAUUGAUAGUUUCCCUGAUAAGAGACCACUGCUUUGUGUCUGCAAGAGUACAGGAUCAUCCAGUACUAGCACUCCUUACUGCUGUGUGGAAUUGUACUCCAUACGAACAGGAGAAAUGGUAAAAUCCAUUCAGUUUAAAACAUCAAUCUAUGACUUGCACUGUAAUGAACGGAUCCUUGUUGUGGUUCUACAAGAAAAGAUAGCCGCAUUUGACAGCUGCACUUUCACCAAAAAAUUCUUUGUCACAAGUUGCUACCCUUGUCCUGGACCAAAUAUGAAUCCUAUUGCACUUGGAAGUAUUUGGCUUGCCUAUGCUGAGAAUAAGCUAAUCCGGUGCCAUCAGUCUCGUGGUGGGGCUUGUGGAGACAAUGCCCAGUCAUAUACUGCAUCUGUCAUUAGUGCAGCAAAAACUCUGAAAACUGGAUUGACCAUGGUAGGGAAGGUAGUUACUCAGCUUGCUGGGACUCUGCCUUCUGGAACUGCUGAAGAUGAAAUGUCAGCACAUAGCUCUACUCGCCGCAGUCCACUCAUUCCUGGAAUUGUCACAAUCAUUGAUAUAGAGACAGUUGCAGAAGGACAGGUUACAGUCAGUGAAGACUCUGAUGGUGAUGGCAUUGUAGCACAUUUCCCUGCUCAUGAGAAACCCAUUGCUUGUAUGGCUUUCAACCCAAGUGGUAUGUUGCUGGUUACAACAGAUACUUUAGGCCACGAUUUUCAUGUUUUCCAAAUUCUGACUCACCCUUGGUCCUCAUCACAGAGCGCUGUGCACCAUUUGUAUACCUUGCAUAGAGGAGAGACUGAAGCCAAGGUUCAGGAUAUCUGCUUCAGCCAUGAUUCACGCUGGGUUGUGGUCAGUACUCUACGUGGAACUUCCCAUGUCUUUCCCAUUAAUCCUUAUGGAGGGCAGCCUUGUGUCCGAACACACAUGUCUCCAUGUGUUGUAAACCGCAUGAGUAGGUUUCAGAAAAGUGCUGGACUGGAGGAAAUUGAACAAGAGCUGACUUCUAAACAAGUUGGUGGUCGUUGCAGUCCUGUCCCUGGUCUUUCAAGCAGUCCUUCUGGAUCCCCUCUUCAUGCCAAAUUAAAUAGCCAGGAGAUGUAUAGUAAUUUUACAAACAACAACAUGGGAAAUCCACGGCUUUCACCACUACCAAGCUUGACAGUGAUUCUGCCUUUAGCACAAAUCAAACAACCCAUGACUCUGGGCACCAUCACCAAACGCACUGGCAAAGCGAAACCAGCUCCACAAAUUUCACCCAGCAAGUCAGCAGGAGGUGAAUUCUGUAUUGCUGCUACAUUCGCCUCAUCACGAUCCUGGUAUACACUGAACCCUGGUCUAAAGAGAGAAAAAGAUCAAUCAAAGCAAUCUGUAGUGGACUCCCUUUAUAUCAUUAGUUGCUAUGGUAACCUGGUGGAGCACGUCUUGGAACCACGACCUAUCAGCACAGCCCAGAAGAUCAGUGACGACACUCCUUUAGAGAUGGUGACCUCUCCCCGAGCUAGCUGGACAUUGAUCAGAACUCCUCAAUGGAAUGAACUUCAGCCACCAAUCAACUCCAACCAUCCACUGCUUCUAGCUUCAGAUACAGUUCAAUAUUAUCAGUUCCUGCUUGCUGGCUUGAAUCCCCCUGGAAGCCCAGGGCCAAUAACUCGACAUGAGUCAUAUGACAGUUUGGCAUCAGAUCACAGUGGCCAGGAGGAUGAAGAAUGGCUUUCACAGGUCGAGAUAGUAACUCAUACUGGGCCUCACAGACGCUUGUGGAUGGGACCACAGUUUCAAUUCAAAACUAUCCAUCCUUCAGGCCAGACCACAGUAAUAUCUUCCAGUUCUUCUGUACUGCAGUCUCAUGGCCCAAGUGACACUCCGCAACCUCUCAUGGAUUUUGAUACUGAUGACCUUGAUCUCAACAGUCUCAGAAUUCAGCCAGUACGAUCGGAUCCUGUGAGCAUGCCUGGCUCAUCCUCGCGAGCAUUGUCUGAUCGCCGAGGGGUUUCGAUGGUGAUUGAUGCAAACUCAGGUAGGAAUAAAAUCAGUAUUAUUUCCUUUUCAGUAACUGCCAAUCACUAAAUCAUCAUUGAUUAUCAGGUGCUGCAGGUUGAUAUAAUAUUGCAUGUCAUGUUACAGCAGAACCACCUAAAGGAAAGAAGUAAUAAUUUUGACUAGUGCUGCUGUUUGAUUGUGUGAUGCUGUACUGUCUGUGUUGGACUGCUGGUUGUAAUGGAUAAAUUGAUCAAUAGUGUAGAAUCUGUAAUGAAAGUUUAGUGACUUUUUACUGUUUGUACUGGGAAGGGGUACUUUGACCACACUGUUUGUUACAGGGAGGAAGACAAAUUUUACAGUGCUAAUAAUAUUGUAAUGUGAGUUUCUGUUGUGGUAUCAUUUAUUUAGUUUAAAUAACAUUAUAAAGUAGAAUGUAGUCAUCCACAGAUGUUAUUAUAAUUGAAGACACAAAUGAAGUAGAUAUCUGAGUACAUGUAGACCCACUCUCUGAUAAUGAAUAUGAUCCCAUUUAAUGUUAAAAGUGUUCUACUUAAAAAAAAAAAAAAAAAAGUUUCUCUCUUCACUUCUGCCUUUCUGCGCCGGUGCACGUAAAGUGGUACUGACAGCAGUGCUUCAUGUUAACUUCUGUACAGCUGCAGAACAUCUGAAGAGUUGCACAGCAGGACUUCGUCAAUUAAAAUCUCUCACAAGUAGAAUUACUAAACAUACAACGUUAGUCAAGAGCCCCGAGGGAAUUUAUAAUCUAGAGUGAUUUGAAAAUCCCAGGGCAGGCUGCUGAUUGGAUCAGGUUUUUAAGUUUAAAAGGAAACUGUAACAAGUACAGAUUUUUCUUUUUUUUUAAUAAAGAUGUAACAAGAGUUAAGUGCCUUUCCUGACAGAGCUAUUUCCUCAGUAGCAUGUAACUUAAUAUUUGUUUAACAAGAGGAUUUUACUUAAAAAUAUAUUGUCAGGUAAGAACCUCUUGAAAGGUUUGUCUUGCUGCC
Molecule: messenger RNA, 3475 nt
Organism: Protopterus annectens (West African lungfish)
Lineage: Eukaryota; Metazoa; Chordata; Ceratodontiformes; Protopteridae
Product: BCAS3 microtubule associated cell migration factor
Exons: 22
Coding region: 90-2558 (822 amino acids)
Biological process (GO): response to starvation; autophagy
Cellular component (GO): cytoplasm
Molecular function (GO): protein binding
Source: RefSeq, a predicted model, not a curated record